Neocloeon triangulifer is the source of this 2295-nucleotide messenger RNA. RefSeq names its product tyrosine 3-monooxygenase (gene ple). The record is from RefSeq and is a predicted model, not a curated record. The transcript is spliced from 12 exons. Gene Ontology annotation, molecular function: tyrosine 3-monooxygenase activity; iron ion binding. Gene Ontology annotation, biological process: dopamine biosynthetic process from tyrosine. Lineage: Eukaryota; Metazoa; Arthropoda; Insecta; Ephemeroptera; Baetidae. Gene Ontology annotation, cellular component: cytoplasm; axon; perikaryon. The coding region runs from base 169 to 1854 and encodes 561 amino acids.
GCGCUCGGCCUAGACUCACCGUGUGUCACUCAUUCAGUCAGUCGGGGGCGACUUGGAUAGGCCUAAGAGAGACCCCCUCGCGGUUUGCUUAGGAUACCCAGAAGUCUGCAACGCACCUUCCUUUUUUGAGACCGAAACACCCUCAACCCCAAACAACAACUAGCAACAAUGGCUCUCGCUGCCCAGAAGAACCGUGAGAUGUUCGCCAUCAAGAAGUCUUACAGCAUCGAGAACGGCUACCCAGCCCGGAGGCGGUCUCUUGUCGACGACGCCCGUUUCGAGACUUUGGUCGUCAAGCAGACCAAGCAAUCCGUUCUGGAAGAAGCCCGCCAACGUUCCAAUGAUGGAGAGUGCAACCCCGACAAUGUACUGGAUUUCCAUCAAGAUGACAGUUCUCCUUACACUGAGGAGUUCUACACGGACAGCGAUCCUGAGGCUGAUGAGUCCAAGAAAGAAAUUAACUUGGAGCUGGAGCCUCAGGCCGCUGAAAAUGACGCGGAGGACGAAGUACAAGACCAGUUCAUGACAGAGGAGGAAGCCCUCCUGAGCCAGGACAUCGAGCAGCGCGGCAACGAACAGCAGAUCGCCACCCUGCUGGUGCGUUUCAAGGACGGCAUCGGCGGACUGGCCCGCGUGCUCAAGACCAUCGAAAACUACAGCGGCGUGGUCAACCACGUCGAGUCGCGUCCCUCCAAGGACGAGGGCGUCCAGUUCGAUGUGCUUGUCCGCGUCGACAUGACCCGCCAGAAUCUGCUGCUGCUUCUCCGCUCGCUGCGCCAGAGCUCUAGCCUGGCCGGCGUCACGCUGCUCCAGGAGGAGACUAACUCCGUCAGCGUCAAAGAUCCCUGGUUCCCCCGCCACGCGAGUGAACUGGACAACUGCAACCACCUGAUGACCAAAUAUGAGCCCGAGUUGGACAUGAACCACCCUGGUUUCUCCGACAAGGAGUACCGCGCCCGCCGCAAAAUGAUCGCCGAGAUCGCUUUCGCUUACAAAUAUGGCCAGCCCAUUCCCCACAUCGAAUACGUGCAGACUGAAGUGGACACCUGGAACGCCGUGUUCGGACAGGUGUGCGAACUGGCGCCCAAGCACGCUUGCCGAGAGUACAACAUCGUCUUUGAGAAUCUGCAGAAGGAGGGAAUUUUCCGCGUGGGCGCCGUUCCUCAGCUGCAGGAGAUGAACGAUUUCCUCAGAAAACACACUGGAUUCACUCUGCGCCCUGCCGCUGGUCUCCUCACCUCUCGCGAUUUCCUCGCCUCCCUGGCCUUCAGGGUGUUCCAGAGCACCCAGUAUGUGCGCCACCGCACCUCUCCCUACCACACCCCCGAACCUGACUGCAUCCACGAGCUGCUGGGACACAUGCCGCUGCUCGCCGACCCCAGCUUCGCCCAGUUCAGCCAGGAAAUCGGUCUCGCCUCUCUCGGCGCUUCCGACACCGAAAUUGAGAAGCUCUCGACGGUGUACUGGUUCACUGUUGAAUUUGGACUUUGCAAGGAAAACAACACGGUUAAGGCCUACGGCGCCGGUCUCCUCUCUGCCUACGGUGAGCUUUUGCACGCCAUCAGCGACAAGCCCGAGCACAGACCCUUCGAGCCCGCACUCACCGCUGUCCAGCCCUAUCAGGAUCAGGAGUACCAACCCAUCUACUACGUCGCCGACAGCUUCGAAGAUGCCAAGGAGAAGUUCAGGCGCUGGGUGAGCGACAUGUCCCGACCCUUCGAGGUCAGGUUCAACCCCCACACCGAGCGCGUCGAGGUUUUGGACUCUGUCGACAGACUGGACGCCCUCGUGUCCCAGAUGAACCUCGAAAUGCUGCACCUGACCAACGCCAUCAAGAAGCUGAAGGCCCGCUAACCAAAUCACCCGCACCUCCCACGCCAUCAGAACAUCUCCACCACCCCCCACUUUCACUCUCUAAUUUAAUUCACUCGUCGUGUCGUCCUCCUUGUUAUUUUAUAAUAAUAUAUUAUAUAAUUAUGAAUGUGUAUUAUUUUAUGUAGGACUUAUAAGUGCAAAUUUUGACAAUUAUUUUUUUGCUGUGUUUAUUCGCUCUCGCUGAUGACAAACGGGGCCACUUCCCAUGGCGGAAGUAGCGCCUUCUGAAUUUUGUAAAACGUGUUGACUUACGAGACCAGCCCCGAUAUCGGGUGCAUGAAUGUUUAAUUUUGAUCUUGGCUUUUGUUGCCUUACACGAUUGUUUGAACUGCACUUCAAAUGACCACUGUGUAGAAACUGUCCAAAAUAGCGAGUAGCCUCCUCAAGUGAAAUAAAACUAUAAGCAUGGAACAGCAAAAA